Symbiodinium natans is the source of this 15513-nucleotide messenger RNA. The record is from the annotation of a GenBank genome assembly. NCBI's taxonomy places the organism in Eukaryota, Dinophyceae, Suessiales, Symbiodiniaceae.
AUGGAUGAUGCAGUCUUCGUGUUCGACACUGAAAGCGAGCAAGCUACGAACUUUGCUAUAGCGGUUUGGAAGUCUCUGAAAGCCUGGCUAGGUGUGUCUUUCAGAGAACCAAUACCGGGCACAAAGCAGUUCGAGGUGAAGGCUCCGAACACAGUCAUCGUCAUCACACCGAACAUCUUCAAGAACGAGGUCGUCAGGGAAGCGUACGCGGCAGCAGCGACAACCAAGAAAAAUGUAGUGUUUCUACACCACAUAACUUCUGGCUGCAACCUCCAAGAGGAGGCUGAGCAGGCGCCAGAGGAGCUGAAGAAAUCAGUCGACAAGAUUUUCAAAGACAAGAGGUACGUGAUCUAUACGGAGGACCUCAGUGAAGAGUGCAAUGACAUGCUCAUGGAAAAGCUGAACCUGCGAAAUGCAGACGAACUGAAGGCUGCCUACGAGAAGCGCGCCUUCCGUCGAAACAUCGACAUCAUGAAGUACAGCGCCAAAGUUGCCAAGGCACGCACACAAGCUGGAGUCAAGCGGAAGUACGACCUCUGCAUCACAGCGGCGAACGUCGAGCACAGCCCAGAUGGAAUGCCAGUGGUUGACCGCUUGUUCACGACGAUGUCGAAGCUUGCACCAGCUUUGUGCAUUGGCCGAAAUUACGGCGACAAGGUGUCCAAUGCUGAUGUGAGACACUCCUUUAACAUCGUCGUGGUGCUCACGAAGGACGCCCUCACGUGUCCGGACUUGAUGGGGGAGCUGAAGUCUGCCCUGGAAGCAGAAGCCAGCAUUCUCAUCGUGCACGAUCUGCUGAGCUGUCCAGACCUGAAGGCUGAGAUCGAAAAAUGCGAGGACAAGGUGGUUGCGUCAAGCCUGAUGCGCUCCGCACGAUUCGUCUACAUGUCAGAGGUGGUCACGAGUGUUGUGCUUGGCAUCUUGUCGCCUGGCACAAUCAAGACAGACGACGCCAAGUCACCUCGAACGAAGCAGGCGCUGUCCUCUGGAGGUGGAAAGCAGUUCCGGCUCGAGUACAAGAACUGCUUUGCUCUGGACCUGGCGAAAGAUGGUACAGGACAGGUGUACAACACCAAGUUUAGCGACAAGAAGAAAGACUUGCCGGGCGACAUCGACUCCGCCAUCAAAGCCCUUUUCGAGCUGUAUGAUCCGGCCAAGAAGGGAAGCAUUGGCUGGCCGCAGUUUGCCGAAGUCGAUCGUAUCGUGACGGAAUGCCUUGGCGGCCAGUACGAAGAGAUGAUCUCCCGAAGAGCUUUCUCCAUGAUGAACUAUCCAGGGCUGACUCUGGAGUCGGAGAUUUCCUUCACGACGUUCCACAACUACCAUGCCUUCGUUGCAAAGCAGAUGGGCGCAUUGGAAGGUGACAGGGACUCAAGCAUGCACUACAAGUAUAUCGUGGACAAGGUGAAGAACUCCAAAAAAGGCAAGCGCUUCCUGAAGCUCUUCGACUUGUACAUCGUCCAUGAUGAAAGCAAAGAGUCCAUUGCUUUCGCCAAAGCGCUCAAAGUGUCCAUGAAGGAUCACACGCCCAACGUUCGCACAGCAGUUUGUAACGAGAAGGUCCCUGGGAAGGAUGACAUGCAGCGCACCCAGAUUGCAGCUCAAAGUCUGAACGUCCUCAUCUUGCUCCAAGAAGACUGCCUACUCAAGGAUGAAGUGGCCAAAGAUGUCGUCGCCGGAGCAAAUGAGGGAGCUCAAAUCUUGGUGUUGGUGAACAUGGAGAGCAGCCCCAUCUUGGAGAAGGAAAGAAAGAAGGCGAAUGCAGAGGUCCAGACAGCACUGUCAAGACCUCCCGUUGUGGAAUAUUGGAAGGGCAGCGACCAGGCUUGCUGCUGCAAGCUGCUAGACUUGAUGUCGUUUCCUGUCGACGCGAAUGCAAAGCGGCCCCUGCCGAACAAGAAAGCGACGUUCCGGCAGAAAGAAAACCCAGUGGUCCUUUUUUUGUACCAGCAGUGCGAGGAGGAUACGGUGUGUGGUCAGGCCAUGACGGCUUUGGCGAACUUGGUCAGUCCCAUUAGCAAGAGUGGCGACUUGACGAGGGCCGAGUUUCUUCGAGAUGGUGGCUGCGAUGUCCUGCAGGAGCGUUUCUCCUCGUUCCUCUCAGUCAGCGCUGUCGCAGAACCUGCUGCGCGAUGCGUGGCGAACUUGGCAAUGUACCCACCUUGCGCCCGAAGGAUGGCCGAGCUGGGUACCGUGAAGACACUCAUUGAAGCUAUGCAGGCGCACGUGGAUUCUCCAAAUCUGCAGGGUGAUGCCUGCUGCGCUAUUGUGAACAUCGCUCAAGAUGACGUUGGCAAGAGGAAGGUCAACGAGUUAGGUGGGUUUCAGCAAAUGCUCCAAUCCCAAAAGCGAUUUGAGUACAACGCUGACUUCUGGGAGAUGCGAUGGGGCAUGAAGGAACUUGCCGAAGGUGACACGGUCAUGGUAAAUUAUCAUGGCAAGGGACGUUGGGUGACAGGAACAAUCACGAGAGUCAACAAGGGCAAUGGCGCCUACGAUGUUGACUACAUGCAUGGUGGCAAUGAUCGCAAAGUGCCCACGAAUUUGGUCCGCCCCAAAGACAAGUCAGACAUGAUCGACGAGUUCGUGGCUGUUUGGCAGUGGAAGCCAGAGGGCAAGCUUACAGAGGAUGAGCUAACCCUCAAGGCCGAUGGGAUUCUGACGCUGAAGCGAGAAGGGCAAGGAGCGGCAGGGACCUGGAACGUUGCGGAGCCAAAGGGCGGAGGCCGCAACCUGGUCAAGAUCAAGUUGUCCGUGGAGCCUUUCUCCUCGAUUGAGAUGGAGCGCAUCUCCUUGACGACCCUGCGCUCCACCAGCGGACCGCAGAGGGCCGUCUUGAAGGACUCGCUGGAUGAUUGCCUCUACGUUGAGUACUUCGAGUUCCCCGAGGGUUUGGACACUUUCAAGAAGCCUCCGCCUCUCCUCGGCCGUAAGCCUGACAUCUCCCGGUCCGAGCAGCAGAUUGACUGGGUGAAGACCGACUCGCCGUGGACUGGGCUGCCGGUCAACUUCACCAGCAACUAUGCAGCGAGGUGGAAGGGGGUUGUCGAGAUCACGAAGAUGGGUGACUACCAGCUCAAGCUGGAAGCUGCGACCAGUGCAGUCUUGAGGCUCAACGACAAGGUGGUGAUCGAUGGGUCUGGCGAAUGGCAGGGCAAGCUCUUGGGAGGCCCCAAUCGGAUUGCCAUGGACUUCUUCGCGAAUGAGGCCUCCAAGUUCGUCCAGCUGUCGUACUGCGGGCCAGACACCGGGGACGAAUGGUGUAUCAUGCCGGUGGCAGUGCUGCAGCACGAUCUGGAGUCGUGCCAGGUUGUUCCAAAGCCAGGCUUCAUCGCCGAGUACUUUCCAGAGGACUACGAGGAUGGUGUCAUCCCAGAAGGUAUGGAUCCGGACAUUGUUCGAACUGAGAAGCAGCUUGAUUUCGAGGAGGUUGAAGCUCCGUGGCAAGGGCUUCCCAAGCGCUAUGGCGGAUCGUUUGCAGCCCGCUUCACAACGUACAUCAAUGUUACCUGUGGAGAUGCCAAAAAAGCCAAGUAUCAGUUCAUGCUCGAAUCGGGCAUGAAGGCAGUCCUGUACAUCAACGACAAGCAGGUGUCUGUUGAGGACAAGCCUGUGGACAUCGAGCUGAAGAAAGGUCAGCACCUCGUUCGCGUUGACUACUUCUGCAAAGCCGGGGAGAAGCAUGGCCUGAAGCUCUUCUACCGUGGACCGGAGACAAUGCCCAAAUUGGACGAUGGAGAGGAGGUGCCUGAGGGUGCCGGCAAGAUCCUUGUUCCGCCUACAGCCACCUGCUACUAUGCCCUUCCGUCCUGUGCUCAGCCCAAGGGGGAGCCCCUGAUGAAGCACGACAAGGCCGUGCACACGGUCCUCUGGUCUGAUGACGAUUCCCGCAUCGCAUCCGUGGGAGGUGCCGGCAAGAUUCACUUCUGGGACCCUCCGACAGGACGGUACGUGGACAGUACCGAUGUCGGUGGCAAGAUCACCACAGCCGCUGGUGGCAAGGACAAGAUUGCCCUGGCAAUGGAUGACGAUGAUCGAGCCAUCAAGAUUAUCGACUUCGCCACAAAGAAGGAGAUUCGUGUCUUGAAGCACGUGCCCCAGGAUGUGCCGGAUGAGGAGCCGGAGGAGCCUGAGCUCGAUGAGAAUGGAGAGGAAAUUCCACGCCCUGAGCCACCAAAGAAGCUGGGACCUCAUGAAGGCCCCGUACGCAUCGUCUGCUUCAGCCGCGAUGGCAAGUUCGUAGCCUCUGGCAGCGAGGAUGGUGUGGUGAAGCUGUGGGACAUGCAGACUGCGGAGGAGCUUAUGACAAAGGCCAUCCUCCAGACCACGAAGGAGCAUGGUGAGACACCGGUGAAGAUCCACGCAGCGGGAUUCUGUGGAGAUGGAACCAGGCUCCUUGUGGGCAGCAACGAGAAGCACCUCCGCAUCUACAACACCACCACUCGUGACGAGCUGCGCGGCCCGAAGAAGCUCCUGCCAAAGCCUGCUGAGCCGGAGGAGGGUUGGACCGAGGAGAACCCGGAGCCGGAGGACGAGUAUGAGGAGGGUGAUCCAAUCUUCUUGGCCUGCCACAAAGCACCAGUGGUCUGCCUCUCGUUCUCGCCACUGGAUGGCAACCGCCUGGCGACUUGCAGCACAGAUGCGACCAUCCGGAUUUGGGAUCUGAUUAACAGUGAGUAUGAUGCCGACUUGAAGCAGGUCAUCGAUCCCAUUCAGUGUCUGUCGGGAUUUGUCACCUGGUCUCCCGAUGCCACAUCGCUUGUGUCGUCAUCAGAGGACAUCUACGUCGGGCUGUUUUCCGCAGUCAGUGGCCAGCGCCGAGCGGAUCCCCUCCAGGGCCACUUGGCAAGCGUGCGAUACGCGGCGUGGGCUCCAUGCUCGCAAGCCUUCGUCACGUGCUCCGACGACCACACAGUGCGCCUGUGGCACUUCCUUGUCAACAGGAACAUCACCGAAAUUGCGGUGUUGGAGGGUGAGCAAAUGGAGUUUAACGACGACAUGCGCAAGUGGAACGAGAGCUUGCACAAGAUUCGAAACGAGUUCAAGGACUACAGCAAGGGUCUGUCUCAGUACGAGGGCGAGGUCUACAGUUUGAAGAAGAACUUGGAUGAGGCCUUGAACAGAACAAAGUCUUACGUGCAACGUGAGCAACUUCUGGGCCUGGAAGUGACGGACUACUACGAGCUUGAUGGCAUGAUCGACGACUUCAACCCGUACUAUCUGCUUUGGAGCACCGUCAUUGAGUUCCAGCGCUCAGAAAGGAAGUGGACUCUUGAGCCAAUUUCGACUCACAACUCCACGGAAGUGGAGAGCACCAUCGAUGGCUGGUACAAGUUGGUGUACAAGAUGAUCAAGGACUUUGACAACGACAACAUGAGGGCCGCACAGAAGAUCGCCAAGGAGCUGCGCCAAGGGCUGGAGGAGUUCAAGGGCCGCUUCCCCUUCCUGCGCUGCUUCGCCAACGAGUCGGUCUUGGACCGGCACUGGAAAGAGAUGUUCGAGCGCAUGGGAAAGGAAGCUCCUCCUCCCUCGAAGUAUGGCAACGACUACAAGAAUGUGACUCUCCAGAUGAUGUUGGACCACAACAUCAACCAGUUCACAAACGACUUCGAAGAGUUGUCAACUGCAGCAGCCAAGCAGCAUGGACUCAAGAAGGCCAUGGGCAACAUGAAGAUCGAGUGGCAGCCCCUCGAGUUCUUAACCGCAGAACGCAAUGGAGUGCCGCUGCUUCGUGGCAUUGACGAGAUUCAGACGGUCCUUGAUGACCACAUUUCGAAGACCCAGGCGAUUCGAAGCAGUCCCUUCUGCAAGCCUUUCGAGGCAGAGGUUCAUGAGUGGGAGCGGACCCUGAUGUACAUCCAGGAUUUCAUCGACCAAGUCAUCGCCUUGCAGAGGAGCUGGAUGGCUCUGGAGCCGAUCUUUGCGUCUGACGACAUCAAGCGCCAGCUGCCGCAGGAAUCCGAGUCUUUCGCACGGAUUGACAGCAACUUCCGCAUGCGCAUGGCGCAAGUCGACUCCAACAAGAACUGCAUUGCAAUCUCCAAGAUUGAGAACAUCGUGGAGGAUAUGACCGAGGCCAACGUCACAAUUGAGAAGGUGCAGAAGGGCCUGAAGGACUACCUGGAGACAAAGAGGUUGUACUUUCCACGCUUCUUCUUCCUGAACGAUGCCGACCUGCUGUCCAUUCUUGCAGAGACCAAGGAUCCCACCCUGGUGCAGCCCCACUUGAACAAGGCUUUCGAGGGCAUUGCAAAAGUCCGCUUUGACUCCAAGAACGAGAUCAUCGAGGCUAUGACGUCUGGAGAGGGUGAGACAGUGGAUUUCACCAACAAAAUCGAUGUCAUGAAGCCUGGAAAUGCUGGCGCUGUGGAGUGCUGGCUCGUGGAAGUUGAGGAGUCCAUGAUGGAUAUCCUGCGUGAGGUCAUUGACAAGUCUAACAAGGCAUACCCAACCGCAGACCGAGUGAAGUGGUGCUGUGAGUGGCCUGGCCAAGUGGUGCUGGCAACCGACAUGAUCUUCUGGACGUCCGAAGUCACUGACUCACUGAAGAAGGGCGCGAUUGCAGAGUAUGAGAAGAAGCUCUUCAAGCAGCUGGAGGACAUCGUGGUUCUGGUUCGAGGACAGAUGACCAAGCUCAAUCGCGUAACUGUGGGCGCCAUGGUGACGCUGGAUGUCCAUGCAAGAGACGAGGUGACCAACUUGGUGCAGAAGCGCGUGGACUCCCCAGAUGACUUUGCUUGGCUCUCCCAGCUGCGAUACUACUGGCAGGACAAGCAGUCGUUCGAAAGAAUUGAUACAGGGAAGAUGAAUGAGAAGAUGGAGUGCAAGGUCUCCAUUGUGAACUCCACUUUGUUGUACGGCUUCGAGUAUUUGGGCAAUUCGCCUCGACUCGUCAUCACCCCGCUCACAGACAGAUGUUACCGAACGUUGAUGGGUGCCUUCGCAUUGUACUACGGCGGCGCGCCCGAAGGACCGGCCGGGACAGGAAAGACCGAGAGUACCAAAGACCUGGCAAAGGCCUUGGCGAUCCAGUGCGUGGUGUUCAACUGCAGUGACUCCAUGGACUACUUGCAGUUGGCCAAAUUCUUCAAAGGCCUGGCUUCCAGUGGAUCCUGGUGCUGCUUCGACGAGUUCAACCGGAUCUCACUUGAGGUCCUGUCAGUGGUUGCCCAGCAAAUUCAGCAGAUCUCCCUGGCGAUCAAGCGACGUGUGGAAAAGUUUGUCUUCGAGGAGACCGAGAUCAAGUUGGUGCCAACCUGCGCAGUGAACAUCACCAUGAAUCCCGGCUAUGCUGGUCGGUCUGAGCUUCCGGACAACCUGAAGGCACUUUUCCGACCUUGCGCCAUGAUGGUGCCCAACUACGCUCUGAUUGCAGAGAUCCGACUGUACUCCUUCGGCUACUCAGAUGCCAAAGUCAUUGGCACAAAGGCCACUAUGGCCUUGAAGCUGUCCUCGGAGCAGCUCUCCCCACAACGCCACUAUGACUUUGGCAUGCGCGGUCUGAACGCUCUGCUGGUUGCAGGAGGCAAUGGCAAGCGUACAUACGGAGACAAGUAUCCCGAGGAUGUGAUCGCGCUGCGUUCCUUCACAGAUGUGAACCUGCCAAAGUUUACCACCGCUGACUUGCCCUUAUUCAAGGGCAUCAUCGGUGACUUGUUCCCCGGCGUAGAGCUUCCUCCGAGCAACGCUGGAAAGCUCAUGGCAACGAUCGACAUGGUCGCCGAGAAGAGAGGUCUGCAGCCGACGAAGCCGUUCACCACGAAGGUCGUCCAGCUUUGGGAGACUGUCCUUGUCAGACACGGCUUGAUGACAGUGGGAAUUCCACCAUGUGGCAAGACGAACGUCAAGAAUGUGCUUGCAGAGACGUUGGGUGAACUGGCCGAUGGAGAAGAAAUGAUGCCUGUGACCCAGUAUGUGAUGAACCCCAAGUCAAUCACUCAGGGUCAGCUGUAUGGCGAGAGCGACUUGAACACGCAAGAAUGGACGGACGGAGUGCUGGCAAUUGCCGUGCGUGAAGCCAUGAAAGCGUUUGGCGACGGUCGGCGUCAAUGGGUCGUCCUGGAUGGGCCGGUCGAUGCCAUCUGGAUCGAGAACAUGAAUACAGUGCUUGACGACAACAAGAAGCUCUGUUUGAACAGUGGCGAGAUCAUCAAGCUCUCAACAGUGACCACGAUGUUGUUUGAGGUCAGGGAUUUGGACUAUGCAUCGCCAGCCACCGUCUCCCGUGUAGGCAUCGUGUUCCUGGAGCCUGACACCGACUUAGGCUGGAAGCCGAUUGUGGACUCCUGGCUGCUCACGUUGCCAGACUACAUCAAGGAGGAGCACAGGGAUCAGCUGUUCUCGCUGUUCAACAACUACUUCGAAGUCCUCCUUGAGUGCACACAUCGCGUGCGCACCCCCUUCGCAGUAUCAGAUGGAUGGCUCUGCUGCAUGGCAACAAGGAUGAUGGAUGCCCUGAUCGCCGAUCAGACUGAAGGCUUCUGCAAAGAAGAAGUGAAGAUCCCCGAGGGCGAGGAACCGGAUGAUGACAUGGACAUGGGGCAGAACUUCAUGGACCGCGAAAUUAUGAUUUUCCAGCUCUUCUGGUUCACGAUGACCUGGACUUGUGGCGCGUGCACGGACACAGAUGGCCGCCUUUUUGUGUGUGACAUCAUCCGGCAGUGCAUGGACAACAAGAAGGACUUGCUGCAGAAGUUCAACUUCGUUGCAGACUUCACGAAGGUGGAUAUCACUGGUGGUGGCAGCAUGCCAUCGGCACCCCGCAAAGGCUUGCUUCAUGAUUCGUUCAUUGAUCCUGUCGAUGGGGGCAAGUGGAAGCCUUGGACGGAGCGUAUUGAGGGCUUCGACAUUCCCAAGGACACGCCCUACCACACCAUUGUCGUGCCUACAUCUGACACCUGCCGAAAUCAGUUCCUGAUUCGAACGCUGAUUGAUCGGGGCUACAACAUCCUCAUCAGUGGUCCGACAGGAACGGCAAAGACUGCCUCCAUCCAAGGCAUGCUGCUGCAAGGUUUCAGCCCAGACAGCUAUGCCACCAAUGCCUUCGCAUUCUCUGCACAGACAACGGCCAAUCAGACCCAGGACGUCAUUGAUGGCAAGCUGGACAAGCGAAAGAAGGGUACCUUUGGGCCACCACCAAACAAGAAGAUGUUGGUGUUCAUCGAUGACUUGAACAUGCCCUUCAAGGAGGAGUAUGGUGCGCAGCCUCCUAUUGAGAUUCUCCGGCAGAUGUUCAUUCUCACACCGUUUGGAUAUGGCUGGUAUGACCGCAAAGGAUGGGAGUUCCGCCAGCUGAUUGACAUUCACAUGUUGGCCGCGAUGUGCCCUCCAGGUGGAGGCAAGAACGACAUUACAGAUCGCUAUUCCCGGUGGUUCAACUUGCUGUUUGUGACCCCGUUCGACGAGGAGAGCUUGAGCCGAAUUUUCGUCACAGUGGUGAACAAAUUCAUGUCAGUCAUGGCGCGUGACGUCCUAGGAGCGGCUUCUGGUGCUGUCACAGCUACCCUUGAGGUUUACACCACCGUUCUGAAGGAGUUGUUGCCGACACCUGCCAAGUCACACUACACGUUCAACAUGCGAGAUGUCUCGAAGGUCUUCCAAGGAAUCUGCCAAUGUUCACGCGAAUCUCUGCCAAAGGUAGAUGACCUUGCCAAGUGCUGGCUGCACGAGUGUGAGCGCGUGUUCAAAGAUCGACUGACCACCAAGCAAGACAUGAACUGGUUCACAAAUCUGUGCAAGCGCAACAUGGACAAACACCUCAAACGCCCUUACGACCAAGCAGUCAAGCUGGAGCCUGUGAUCUUUGCAGACUUCUGUGACCCAAAGUCGUCGGCAUAUGUUGAGAUUCAGGACCAUGAGAAGCUGUCGGCCAAGGUCCAGGAGUGCUUGGACGACUACAACUCGGUCAGCAAGAUUCGCAUGGAUCUUGUGCUGUUCAUGAGCUUUAUCCAGCACAUUUGCCGGGUCAUCCGCGUGCUACGGCUUCCGCUGGGCAAUGCGCUGCUUGUGGGUGUCGGUGGCAGCGGACGCAAAGCAACCACCACCUUGGCAACGUACGUGGCGCAGUACGAGCUGUUCCAGAUCGAGAUGUCCAAGGGCUACGGGAUGAACGAGUGGCACGAGGACAUGAAGCGGAUGCUCAUGAAGAGCGGCUCCCAGGAUGUCAACACGACCUUCUUGUUCUCCGACACGCAGAUCGCCAAGGAGGCCUUCCUGGAGGAAGUGUCUUCAAUCCUGAACACGGGCGAGGUGCCGAAUCUGUAUGCCAACGAGGAUCGCUUGGAGAUUACAGAAAAGUGCAGCAAGGGUGCGAACGCAGUUGGCAAGAACACGCCUGCAGAGAUUUUCGGGUGGUAUGUUGAGCAGUGUCGAAAGAACUUGCACAUCGUGAUUUGCAUGUCGCCGAUCGGAUCUGCAUUCCGAAACAGAUUGCGCAGCUUUCCCAGUUUGGUCAACUGCUGUACCAUUGAUUGGUUCCAUGAGUGGCCAGCCGAUGCCCUGUCCGCAGUGGCAAACCAGUUCCUGUCCAAGGACAAGGACCUGGACUUCGACGACACCAUCCGAACCAAUGUGACCAAGAUUAUGGUGCAAGCUCAGCAGAGUGUCUUCAGCUUGUCAGAAAAGUUCCUGCUCGAAGCCAAGCGCCACUUCUACGUCACUCCAACGUCAUACCUGGAGCUCAUCAGCUCCUUUAUCUCGACACUGAAGUCUCGGCGCCAGAUCGUGCAGAAGGCCAAGUGGCGUUAUGACACGGGGCUGGACAAGAUCAACGACGCGAAAGAGCAGGUGUCAGCACUACAGAUUGAGCUGAACGAUUUGGAGCCCGUGCUCGAGAAGGCGGCGCAAGAAACGGGCGAGAUGCGAGAGCGAGUGGAGGCGCAGCAGGCUGGGGCGGUUGAAAAGAAGGCAGUGGUUGAAGAAGAAGAAGCCAAGGCCAAUGCCCAGAAGGCAAACGCCGCAGCCAUCAAGGCCGACUGCGAGAAGGACUUGGCUGCUGCGCUGCCGGCUUAUGAGGCUGCGUUGGAGGCGUUGAGCAAGCUGUCUAAGGGCGACGUGGGUGAAGUCCGCGGAAUGAAGACCCCACCAGCCGGCGUGGUCCUGACAGCGCAAGCGAUGUGCAUCAUGUUCGAGGUGAAGCCUGUGAAGGUUGCUGCGGCAGAUGGCAAGGGCAAGGUGGAUGACUACUGGGAGGCCGCCAAGAAGGAGCUUCUGGUGGACCCCUCACUCAUCAACCGCAUGGUAAACUAUGACAAGGACAACAUCCCAGAUGCCGUCAUCAACAAGGUGAAGCCGCUCUAUGACGAUCCAGAAUUCGAACCGGACAAGAUCAAGAAGGGCUCACUUGCUGCGAUGGGCAUCUGCAAGUGGGUACGUGCCAUGGUGGUUUAUGACAAAGUAGCCAAGGAGGUGGGGCCCAAGCGACAGAAGUUGGCUGAAGCCGAGGCGGAAGUGGCAGAAGCAGAAGCCACUGUAGCGGCAAAACAGGCAGAGCUGAAAGAGGUCAUGGACAUGGUGGCUGACCUUGAGGCACAGCUUCACGAGGCCAACGAGAAGGCCAAGGAGCUUCAGAGAAAUCAGAAAGACUGCGCUGCCAAGCUUGCCCGAGCUGAGAAGUUGAUCGAUGGGCUGGGAGGAGAGCAGGCAAGUUGGACCGCAAAGAGCAAGAAGCUGGGUCUGGACUACAACAAUCUGACUGGAGACAUCUUGAUCGCUUCUGGAAUUCUUGCAUACCUGGGGGUAUUCACAAGUGCAUACCGCAAAGAAGCUUGCGAUGGAUGGCUGCAGAAGUUGUCUGACUUGAAAAUCCCAGCCAGCAAGGAGUUCAGCCUGCAGAAGUGUAUCGGAGACGAGGUGAAGAUCCGUCAGUGGGUCAUCGAGUACUUGCCGAAUGACUCGCUGUCCAUUGACAAUGCCAUCAUCUUGGAUAACUCGCGCCGUUGGCCUCUGAUGAUCGACCCGCAGAUGCAAGCCAACAAGUGGACCAAGAAAAGCAAUCCUGACAUCAAAGCCCUGCGUCUCAACAUGCCAUACAUCCGAGAUCUGGAGAACUGCAUCCAGUUUGGCACGCCCGUCCUCAUUGAAAACAUCGAGGAAUCUCUGGAUGCGAUUCUUGAUCCUGUUCUGCAGAAGGCGACAUUCAAGCAGGGAACGCUCACGAUGGUCAGACUGGGUGACUCCACCAUCGAGUGGUCCAAGGACUUCAAGCUCUUCAUCACAACGAAGUUGCCCAAUCCUCAUUUCCCGCCUGAGAUCUGUGUCGCAGUCAGCAUCCUGAACUUCAUGGCCACGCAGGAUGGCCUUCAGGAUCAGAUGCUUGGAAUCGUUGUGGCUGCAGAGGAGCCAGCGACGGAGGAGAAGCGCGUGAACCUGGUGAUUGAGUCUGCCAAGGCGAAGGCACAGCUGAAGGACCUUGAGGACAAGAUCCUACAGCUUCUGAGUUCUUCGACAGGAAACAUCUUGGAUGAUGAGGAGCUCAUUGAGACUUUGUCCAGCUCCAAGAUUAUGGGCACGAAGAUCGAGGAGCAAGUGAAGCAGCAGGAGAUUACGGCUGUCCAGAUCGCAGAGGUCAGGCAAGUCUACAAGUAUCAUGCGCUGCGGUGUGCUGCCUUGUACUUCAUCAUCGGCGACCUGUGCAUCGUUGAUCCCAUGUACCAGUUCUCUCUGGAUUGGUUCAUCGCCAUGUUCAACCAGUCCAUCAGGAUGGCGGAGCCAAAGGAAAGCAAGGACGAGCGCUUUGCAGAAUUGUUCCGCUCCUUCAUCCAGCUGCUCUUCAUCAUGGUCUGCCGUGGCCUCUUCGAGAAGGACAAGCUGCUGUACUCUGUCAUGCUCUGUCUGAAGUGCCAAGAGAUGGAGAAAGAGCUCAAGCUGAACGAAGUGAUGGCUCUGCUUACAGGCCUGCCUGGUGGUGCGAAGGAAGAGAAGCCAGCUGAUUCAGGGUGGCUCACUGCUGUGAGCUGGAAUCGUAUCAACCAGCUGCAGACUCUGGGUGAUGUCUUUGAUGGCUUCGUGGGAGAGUUCGCUGCGAACAUCAAGCAAUGGCAGGAAGUGUUCGACAGCGAUGUGCCUUCCGAAGUUGAGUGGCCCAACAACUUCAAGCUGAAGUGCAGCCCUUUGCAGAAGGCACUUCUCCUUUUCGCACUCCGCCCAGACAGCACAGUGGGUGCCCUGAUGAGCGUCGUCCAGGAGAAGCUGGGAACAUUCUUCCUGGAGCCGCCUCCCUUGGACUUGGAGGUCUGCUACAAGGACUCGACGCCGUCAAUUCCGCUCAUUUACAUUCUGGCUUCGGGCAGUGACCCCAUGGCGGACAUCCAGAAGUUGGCUGAAACGCUGGACAUGUUGGCAAAGAUCAAUCCCAUCAGCCUGGGACAGGGACAGGGUCCAAAGGCGAUUGCCGGCAUCAACGAGGGCUCGCAGUCCGGAAAGUGGGUGCUGUUGCAAAACUGCCACUUGGCACCCAGCUUCAUGCCCACUCUCGAGUCCAUCGUCGAGAAGUUCGAUCCUGAAAGCAUGAAUCAGGACUUCCGUCUUUGGCUGACAGCAUGCCCCUCACCGGCCUUCCCAAUUUCCAUUCUGCAGAUGGGUAUUAAGAUGACCAUCGAGCCUCCAAAGGGUCUCAAACAAGCUUUGCUGCGAGCAUACUUGGGCUUCGAUGAGGAGUGGUUCAACAGCUGCGACAAGCCAAGGGAAUUCCACAAGAUGCUCUUUGGCCUGUGCUUCUUCCACGGACUCAUUCUGGAACGACGCGGAUUUGGACCUGUCGGCUGGAACGUCGCCUACGGUUUCUCCGAGCCUGACCGCGAAAUCUCACGGCAGCAGCUUCGCAACUUCUUGAACGAGUUCGAGGGGGUGCCCUACGCGGCCUUGAACUACAUGGGCUCAGAGGCCAACUAUGGUGGCCGGGUGACGGACAAUCAGGACAGGCGGCUCAUCAUCACCAUUCUUCAGGACUUCUACAACCCUAAGAUCCUGGAGGAUGAUUACAAGUUCUCAAUCUCCGGCAUCUACUAUGCGCCGAAAGCUCCGGAAUCCCUGAGCUUCUAUUUGGAGUUUAUCAGGUCGCUUCCGAUCAGCACCACUCCAGAGGUCUUCUGGCUCCACAACAACGCCAGUUUGACUGCCGCCAUCAAUGAAGGGCUCUACAUUACCAGGAGCUGCUUGUCACUCAUGAGCUCGUUCGGUGCAAGCUCUUCAGCCGAUGACGAUGACGAGGGAACCAAGGUGAAGACUCCGGAGGAGAAGUACUCGGAGAUUGCGAAUGACAUCCACACGCGGGUUCCAGAGCCUUUCGAUCUGGGACAUGCUCUUCGCACAUACCCGGUCCGCUACGACGAGUGCUUGAACACGGUCCUACACAUGGAGCUUGGCAAGUUCAACAGGCUGCUGAAUCGCAUCAAGGGGACUUGCAGCAACUUGAUCAAGGCGGUGAAAGGCUUGGUGGUCUUCUCGCCUGAGCUGGAGGCGGUUGCUGAGGGCUGCUUGACAAACGGAAUCCCCGAUCCAUGGAUGGGAGUGUCGUAUCCCUCGCUGAAGCCGCUGCAGUCAUACGUGGAUGACUUCCUUGGCCGACUCAAGUUCAUGUCGAACUGGAUCAAGGAUGGCAUUCCAUACAUGUUCUGGUUCUCGGCGUACUUCUUCCAGCAGGCUUUCCUGACCGGUGUGCUCCAGAACUUUGCGCGAACAGACAAGAUUGCGAUCGAUCGAUGUAUCUGGAAUUUCGAGGUCCUGAAGGCUGCCUUCAAGCCUGAGGAAUACCCCACCAAGGGUGCCUACAUCAACGGCUUGUUCAUGGCUGGGGCCCGAUGGGAUGACGAUGCGAUGUGCGUAGAGGAUUCCUUCCCCAAGGUCCUGUGGGCAGAGAUGUCGCCGAUCUGGUUGAAGCCAGUUGAGAAGUCGGAGGAUGCACAUGACUAUGACAAGCUCUACAACGCACCAAUCUACAAAACGUCGGAGCGCAAGGGCGUAUUGUCAACCAGUGGCCAUUCCUCCAACUUCAUCAUGUACCUGGCCAUCCCACACUCCUGCAAUGGAACUCACAGCGAAGAGUUCUGGACAAAGCGCGGAGUUGCCCUCAUCUCCCAGCCAGAGCGCAUUUUCCUGGUACCGUUCCCAAGGAUUGAUACGCAUCCACUUCGUGGUCUUGACCUACGAAGACUCGAGGUGGCAGAAGGCUUCGGCCUGCUGUGCCGCUGCCUUGUUGCGUCCUUGAUGACCUCACGGAGGAUCAGGCGAAGAGCGAGAUUCAUGGCCGUCUUCUCAAAGCCGCCAGAGGUUCCGGUCGAAGCCGGUGAGGUCAAGGAGGCCUUGAAGCAAAGUUUGCAGGGCAAGCGGCUUCCUGGUGUGCCAGCACAUCUCAAGCUGGAUGUUGUCGGCAAUGAGGUUCGAAUGUUCUAUGCGGAAGAGGUGUGGGUUGCGGCUACAUUCCGCAAGGCGUGCCAGCGCUUCAGUGAUGAAGCACUGGGGAGCACCUGGGCGAACAGCGCCCGGACGGCUGGGUGGAGGCCCAGACUAUACUGA